CCUUCGGAGUUCCAUAUCAGAGUGCAUCUGAUAUCUAAGAGAUCUAAUCUAGUCACUGUAACAAUGGCGACAAUGGGCCAUUGCAGAAUGCUGGUUUUGGCAGUUUUGGCAUUCAUAGGCUUUGCUCAAGCAGAUUUACAGAUGAAUUUCUAUGCUAAGAGCUGCCCCAAUGCUGAGAAAAUUGUGCUGGAUUAUGUCCAUAGGCACAUCCCCAAUGCUCCAACUCUGGCAGCAGCCUUGUUAAGAAUGCACUUCCAUGAUUGCUUCGUUAGGGGUUGUGAUGCGUCAGUUCUUCUAAACUUCACAACUGCAUCUGGCAGCGCAACUGAGAAGACGGCUAUCCCAAACCAAACACUAAGGGGAUUUGACUUCAUCGAUAGAGUGAAAAGCUUGCUAGAAGCUCAGUGCCCCGGCAUAGUCUCUUGCGCAGAUAUCGUUGCCUUGGUUGCAAGAGACUCCAUUGUUACCAUUGGUGGUCCUACUUGGAAAGUUCCAACGGGGAGAAGAGAUGGAUCCAUUUCAAGUGCCCAAGAAGCUUUAAACAACAUCCCUGCCCCAAACUUCAAUCUUUCUCGCUUGGAAUCAAACUUUGCUAGCAAAGGACUAGAUGUUAAAGACCUUGUCUUGCUCUCUGGGGCUCACACUGUUGGAAUCGCACAUUGCCCAUCAUUCUCCAACAGGCUGUACAAUUUUACCGGACGUGGGGAUGAAGAUCCAUCUCUGGAUAGUGAAUAUGCAGCAAAUUUGAAGGCUAGAAAAUGCAGGACACCGACUGAUAACACUACCAUUGUUGAGAUGGAUCCAGGCAGCUUUAGGACAUUCGAUCUCAGCUACUACAAACUUCUCUUACAGAGGAGGGGUCUAUUCCAAUCUGAUGCAGCUCUAACAACAAGCUCCACCACAACUGAGUAUAUCAAUGAACUUCUUUCAAGAUCGCUCAAUUUCUUCUCUGAGUUCGCCUCAUCCAUGGAGAAAAUGGGUAGGAUUGAGGUUAAGACUGGAUCUGAUGGGGAGAUUAGGAAGAAGUGUGCAGUGGUGAAUAGCUGAAGAGCUUUAAUUAUUUUCUUCUUUGGGUUUGGAAGUUUGAUUUAGUUAAUGUUUGUGUUGUAUUUUGAUUAUGGUCAUGAGUCGUUCUUGUAUGAAUAAUGAGUUGAUGAUUUAUGAGUCUAUGACUCUGUUGAAGAAAGCUCAUCUUAUCUUGAACAUAGUUUGUUCUUUUGUAGCAGCUGUUUUCGUUAUCCAAAUUGAAAUGUUCACUGGUUUUUCAUUACCAAA
Molecule: messenger RNA, 1275 nt
Organism: Diospyros lotus (date-plum)
Lineage: Eukaryota; Viridiplantae; Streptophyta; Magnoliopsida; Ericales; Ebenaceae
Product: peroxidase 3-like
Exons: 4
Coding region: 64-1047 (327 amino acids)
Biological process (GO): hydrogen peroxide catabolic process; response to oxidative stress
Cellular component (GO): plant-type cell wall; plasmodesma
Molecular function (GO): heme binding; peroxidase activity
Source: RefSeq, a predicted model, not a curated record